AUGUCGCAGCAAAUGUACGCUCCUCAAUUCGCCGCCUCGUGCGGACCGCAAUUUGGAUCGUGUCAACAAGAUCAAAAGUAUCGAACAGCUUGUCGACUCCGGCAGGAACUGUUCAAAUCUUGUCGACGUACGAUCGCCCCGGUCGAAAAGUGUUUUGGACCGGGAUUGCACAUCCGAAAGUUACGUUUCGGACCAAGCAGCCGUUACAGAAUACACGAACCGUUCGAAUCGCAUAUGAAUAUUUUGAUCGAGAAAAUAAUUUUGACAACGAAUCUGAAAGAAAGUGCAUUUUCAAGGAUGCUCGUCUCACGUCGCUUCAUCUCACCGCUCUACACAAGCCGCACCGUGCCGAACGCAUUCAUUGCCGUACAGGGUGAAAAUUGUGCUAAUCGGCCGUUCAAAGACAACCCGGACUGCACCGGACACUCGCAACAAAACUGUUUCUCUCGUUCAGUCAUCGCACCCAGAGCCACUAGUCAAGCCUGUGGCAGAAGUCGAUUCAGUAGUAGAGUCACAAAGCGGUACGCACCGAAUCGUUAA
Anisakis simplex (herring worm) is the source of this 540-nucleotide messenger RNA. The record is from the annotation of a GenBank genome assembly. Lineage: Eukaryota; Metazoa; Nematoda; Chromadorea; Rhabditida; Anisakidae.